AUGGCAUCCUCAGAUGGCGGUGCCCCCGCAGGCCAAGUAAAUCUUGCCUCCCUUUCGGUUCCUCAACUUCGAUCGGUACAGACGCGUUUGACCUCAGAGCUCGAGCACUUGACGUCUUCACAUACGAAGCUGCGCGCAGCACAGGCAAAGUUCCGCGACUGUGUGAACUCAAUCAACGACGGUGUGACCGGAUCCGCAAAGAAGGGCACUGAUGGGCGGGAUGAGAUCCUGGUCCCUUUGACGAGCUCGUUGUAUGUGAAGGGUCGGUUAACCGACCGAGAGAAGGUGCUGGUGGAUGUGGGAACCGGGUUUUAUAUUGAGAAGACUGCAGAGAAAGCAGUUGCUUUCUAUAACGAUAAGGUUACGGGAUUGGAUGCGAACCUUCAGGAAUUGGAGAAGAUUGUGCAGGGCAAGAGCCAACAGCUGCGGAUUGUCGAAGAAGUUCUCCGUCAAAAAAUGCUCAGCGGCGAGGCUGUGCCAGCGCAGACCGCUGGAGCGGCUGCUGGAUGA
This is a messenger RNA of Penicillium oxalicum, 510 nucleotides long. Its product is annotated as prefoldin subunit 5. The transcript has 4 exons. Bases 1 to 510 code for a protein of 169 amino acids. Gene Ontology annotation, biological process: regulation of DNA-templated transcription; protein folding. Gene Ontology annotation, cellular component: cytoplasm; prefoldin complex. The record is from RefSeq and is a predicted model, not a curated record. Lineage: Eukaryota; Fungi; Ascomycota; Eurotiomycetes; Eurotiales; Aspergillaceae.